Messenger RNA from Emericellopsis atlantica, 1938 nucleotides. Its product is annotated as cytochrome P450. Gene Ontology annotation, molecular function: iron ion binding; oxidoreductase activity, acting on paired donors, with incorporation or reduction of molecular oxygen, reduced flavin or flavoprotein as one donor, and incorporation of one atom of oxygen; heme binding. The record is from RefSeq and is a predicted model, not a curated record. Bases 1 to 1938 code for a protein of 645 amino acids. Lineage: Eukaryota; Fungi; Ascomycota; Sordariomycetes; Hypocreales; Bionectriaceae. The transcript has 7 exons.
AUGUUGACUGAAGCUGCUCACUUGGUCGCCCUGGCCCUCUCCGGGGCAUACACUAUUCUUGCCUUCUACGCUGUCUUGCCAAGAUGGCCGCUGCCUCUCAUACUCGGCUUGGGGCUCUGGUGCUACCGGCAACAGUACUGGCUACGCAAUGACCGCAUUCACAACACCCUCCCUGCGAAAAGCUAUCCCCAUACUGACGUGCUCCUCGGCAUGGACUGGUUCUUCACUAUGCUCCAUGCCCUGAAGACGCAUGCUGUUCUUGAGAUGUGGAACGAGAUGUUCACUUCCAUCGGGCAGACUUUCUGGAAUCAGAGUAUUGGCCAGUGGGUGCUGUUGACGAAUGAGCCCGAAAACGUAAAGGCGAUGCUGAGCACAAACUUUGAAGACUGGGAGUUGGGAUCUUCCCGGAAGAAGUUGACACAGAUGGCGAUUGGAGAAGAAAACCUCUUUGCCUUGAACGGAGACGAAUGGAAGAGGGCACGCCAUGAUGUCAAGGGCAUAUUUCGCCGAGGCGAGAUCAGAGAUCUGCAGGGUGUCGAGGGCCAUGUCGAGAACCUCCUGACAAGAGUCGCAAUGGAGGGGGACAAGGUCGACAUGCAGAAGCUGAUGUACCUGUUUGGCAUGGAUGCCAGCACGGAGUUCAUGUUUGGAUACUCUACCGACACGCUCCUCCACUCUACCGCGUCAACAGAUGAGUUUGCCAGAAGCUUGGAUUACUCCCUCGAAGCAGCUGCGUUUCGCGCACGGCUUGGCUCGAUCGCCUUUCUCAAGCCCGAUCCUCAAUUCGAUGAGGCUGUGAAAACGACACGCGCCUUUGCAGAUGACUUUAUCAACCGCGCGAUGCUUAAUAGACACUCGCAUUACGAGGUAGAGAAAGACCAAAUGUUUCUGCAAGACCUUUUGGAGAAUGGCAAGUCUAGAAGCUAUGCCCGGGACCAGAUGCUGAGCAUGAUCAUUGCUGGGAGAGACACCACAGCCAGUGUUGGGAGCAGUUUGCUCUGGAAGCUUGCGAGGAGACCCGAUGUCGUGUCCAAGAUCCGAGCUGAGAUGAUGGCCCUGCAAGGGAGGAAGCCAAGCUGGGAAGACCUCAAGGGGCUGCGCUACUUGAAUAUGGUGAUCAAAGAAGCAUUGCGACUUUGGCCUCCUCUUACAACGAAUAUGCGCACAGCUGUGCGUGAUACUGUCCUGCCCAGAGGUGGUGGCCCAGAUGGACUGGCGCCAUUGUUCAUUCCGAAGGACACCCCCGUCCGUUGGUCGUCGUACAGCCUUCACAGGCGAAAGGACGUCUAUGGCGAAGAUGCCGACGAGUUCCGACCAGAGAGAUGGGAAGGGUCAUUGAGACCACUGUGGAGCUAUGUCCCUUUCAGUGGUGGUCCAAGAUUCUGUCCUGGCCAACAACUCGCCCUGACGCAGCUGUCUUAUCUCCUCGUCCGGCUUUUCCAGACAUUUGAGAGCAUCGAGCCGUGUGAUGCACUGCCAAUGAGGCUGAAAAUAGGCACCGGUUCGAGCCUAGUAGAUGGAUGCUGGAUUGUCGUAGAACGUCUUUCCAAAACUAUCAACGAGGAUCAUUUGUACGAAAUCUUUGGAACCUAUGGUCGCAUUACGGACCUGGAUCUCCCGAUUAACCGUUCUUCAAAUACCAACCGCGGCACGGCCUAUAUCCUGUUCGAGCGUGUGGAAGACGCCGAGUCCGCUGUUGCGCACCUUCAUGAAGCCCAGGUAGACGGUGCGACCAUCAAUGUUUCUAUCUGCCCUUUGGAGGUGGGCGUGGCGGUGGCCCUGCAGGACGUGGUGGAGCUGCUCGUCGGCGCCCUUCCCCUGGUGGUGGUCGCUUCGGCGGUCGUGGAGACGCUUAUCGACCAGGCACGCAUUCGCCUUCCAGGUCAAGCAUUGUCGGUGGAGGGCACCGGUAUCGAAGUAUCUCCCGAGGCUCUGUAG